This is a messenger RNA of Aspergillus nomiae NRRL 13137, 2592 nucleotides long. RefSeq lists its product as uncharacterized. The coding region runs from base 1 to 2592 and encodes 863 amino acids. The transcript has 4 exons. Lineage: Eukaryota; Fungi; Ascomycota; Eurotiomycetes; Eurotiales; Aspergillaceae. The record is from RefSeq and is a predicted model, not a curated record. Gene Ontology annotation, biological process: protein transport.
AUGACCACCUCAGAUAGUGGUCAUGCCUCAGAAGGCAUUGUUAAAGAUGUGGGAGAUAGAGAGGUCCAACCGAAAUCUAGAACCACAAAUACCUUCCGAUGGACGCUCGGAUUGGUGGUGCGGCUUUGUAUUUGGUAUAUACUGCUCGCCCCAUUUUUCCGAUGCCCGGCUCAAUUUUCGGAUUUGAACGAGUCCUCUCCACGAGUCUGCAAGCCGUAUCUCGUCGCCCGCUCUUAUGUUGAGCCUCACGUUCUUCCAUACUACAACACCUACGGCGCGCCUUACUAUGAGAAAGCCCGUCCGUAUGUGGUGGUGCUCAACGAAAAGGUUUAUACCCCUGCCGCGAAUGUCGCUAAAUUUAGCUACGAUAAAUAUGGCGCACCUGCUUUGGACCAGGCUCAUGCGUACGGAUCCAAGCAGUGGGAAAAGCAAGUUGCCCCUCUUCUACAGUCCGCAAAAGAUGUGGUGUCGCCAUACUAUCAGAAGGCAAACUCCGCCUUUGAAUCGACAUGUGUUGGCUAUAUUCAGCCGUUCCUGGCUCGGACAAGACCCUUUAUUGGAAAAACGUAUACAUCUGGUCAAGAUGUUCUAACAACCACGGUCAUGCCCUACGCUCAAACGUCAUGGUCAUCCAUUGUCUAUUUUUUGAACAGCUGGCUCUGGCCACAAGUUACCGGUCUUUACUCGGAGAAUGUUGAACCUCAAUUAGUUAAAAUCGGGCAGAGACUAGCCAGCUAUCGUGAAGGAAAGCAGCUGCGAAAUGUUGUGGAUGAGGUUGACAACUCUCCGGAACAACAGGUUAAUGUUGUUCCUACGUCACAAGAAGCCAGCAAAACCGAAUAUUCUUCCACAAGUUCUACAACGGUAGUUUCAUCUGCAUCUCGCGCAUUGUCCCCUACAGAAUUGGCAGCACAAACUCGCGAGAAGAUCGAGUCAGACCUGCGGACCUGGCAGGAAAAGUUUUCUGUGGCUGCUGAUAAAGGUAUUGAAGAUCUUGAAGAGCGCCUAUAUGAACUCGUUGGGGGUUAUGUAAAUGGCGGCGCGAAGAAUCAUGGGGAGAGUCUUGUAACGGCUCUAGACGCUGCUGUGGAACACGAACUCUCGACUAUCAAGCUUCGUAUAGGCGAGCUGACUGAGGCUUUGCCUAGUGAAUAUUCUCCUGCGGAGCAAACGGCGCAAAGUGAGCUUCUUAACGACAUCAGACAAGCCGCAGUCGUUAUUAGGGAUCGCGCUCAUGCUAUCCGAGAAUGGCACAGUUCAUUUGAUCAGGAGUUAGUGCACCGUGUCUCUGCAACAGUAAAUUCUACCCUAGAUGUGCUUGACAGUGUCCGUGACCUGGGGCUUCAGGAAAUAGGAAUGCGCUGGGCUUGGAUGGAUGGCGUUACCUACAAAGAUUGGGCCAGGUAUCAUGCACUGAAAGCACAGUUUGAAGAUUGGAAGGAUAAAUUCCGGGAGGUCGGCAUGCGUCAUCCAAAAUUGGAAGAUGCCAGGGCACUCUCAGAUGAUAUCCUAUCUCGUGGAAUGGAUGCCGCCGAAGCUGCUGCGAAAGAACUUGCCAGGCUGAAAGAUGUCGGUAGAUGGAAGAUUGCGGCCCGGGAAGUAAGUGACAACUUCGAUACUAGGUCUGGCUCUCCACCUCCACGACCGAUGCCUAGUGAACCCGCUUUCCAAGAGCAUACCUCAGAUGCAGACUCUGCAAAUCACGAAGCUUCAGUACACCAUGAAGCAGACAACGCCAGCUCGGCGGCACAGGAUACUGCGGAGUCCGAAGACCAAGCGCUGGGUCUUGACGAUGCACCUCUAGAACAUGAACAGGCCACUUCGGAGGGCGGGGAAUCUUCGAGCGAAAAACUAGAGCCUUCUGAAGCUCGUGCGGAAUCCGAUGGCCAUACAGAGACCGGUCAAUUCACAGCGCAGGAAGCUGAUAGGGAGGAAGACACCUCGAGACCAACUUGGGGUGUAGCUGCAGCUGAAGCUAUACAAGGCGUACAAGAAUUUGAGGAAGCGCCAGAGAAUAUUUACAGUGCUUUAAAUAGUGCUCGUGAAAACUAUGCGGAUGUUGAAAGGUCAGCUAAAGAGGGCUCAUCUCGGUCGUUUGAGCAGGCGGCUCACGAGCAACUUGAUGAUACUCAAAACCUUCAUAAGCUGCAAGCGCCAAGCUCCUCGAGCAUUCAUUACAAAGCUAUUGAAAAUCUUGUCUCCGAGCUACUCGCUGGGAAAGAUCCUUCUUUCGCUCAGGACGUGAUGGACAAAUUACACGCUAUUUAUGGAAACUCACACACCGCGUUCGAACCACAAAGAGAUAUUGUAGCAAACGAUAAGACCGCUUCCAUUCCAUCCUCAUCGGCUACAAGCCCCGUUGGUGAAGACCCCGUGAAGAAUAGCUAUGAACAACCUGACGUUGCUACUCCUGUUGCGGAGUCUACGAUUAACAGUGCUGUUUACACCCCAAGUGAGCUUCCUUUUCCAUUGGAAAGUACACAGGAACAGGAGGAAAACGACUUGAUUCUGGACUCCACCGAGACUGCUGCAUAUCGUAUGCAGAACUCGGACGACAGCCUUGAAGAGACACCUGCUAAGGACGAUCUAUGA